Molecule: messenger RNA, 822 nt
Organism: Fusarium fujikuroi IMI 58289
Lineage: Eukaryota; Fungi; Ascomycota; Sordariomycetes; Hypocreales; Nectriaceae
Exons: 2
Coding region: 1-822 (273 amino acids)
Source: RefSeq, a predicted model, not a curated record
AUGUCAGGUCAGUCCGUUCUUGACUCAAUCCCUCGGACAUUUGACCGGACAUCGUACCAACCGACCACUCUGGAAAUGGAUGCAACCAUCAACAAUGCCUUUGACGCGUUAGACGACAUCCAAUUCGACCUUCAACCAUUCACUGUACAGGGAACUCUCCGGAAGGAUUCGGCGACUCUCGAACGACGUAGAUUCUCUUGGGAAACUCUGUCAACGUCUUCAUAUCACCCUAUUUCCGAUAACACGUUAGCCAGUGAUGAGAAGGCACAGCUCUAUAUCUGUUCUCCUUCAUCUGUCAUUUCAACGAACGAUGAGAAGCUCCGUUCCAUUUUACCAGAUGACAUCACUGGAACCUUUCCAAAUGAUUACGACAGCCUUGAUCAGCAGGUGUAUCGUUGGCUCUCGGAACUCCCUGAUAUUCCAUGGCUGGACGUGAGCUAUGUUGAUGCCCUCCACGAUACCACCGAGGACGAGUCUUCAUCAACGGUUGAUACUGAACGAUCAAGAGAGUCUAUUCCUGGAACCCAGGGUCUUUUGAAUUACCUGGACUUUUUAGACACAUGCUAUGAGGGCAUCCAACCUACAAGUCCAACACGCGGGUAUGUAGACUACGGAAGUCCUGAACUAUAUGACACGACGGACCCAACAACGAGCCUCGAUGCUUACCACUUGACCCUUCUGCAAAUCGACACAUCUUGGCCUUUCGCUACAGAAGCCGACCGCAAGUUCUGGCCGUCGAUGCGACGACGGUACCCUAGAGGCUUGGAAAAGGAAGCCCGUAAAAGUAUUAGCGUGGUAGCAUCUUCGAGAUCUCACGAAUGA